Messenger RNA from Vollenhovia emeryi, 734 nucleotides. Its product is annotated as leiomodin-2-like. Bases 134 to 499 code for a protein of 121 amino acids. Lineage: Eukaryota; Metazoa; Arthropoda; Insecta; Hymenoptera; Formicidae. The transcript has a single exon. The record is from RefSeq and is a predicted model, not a curated record.
AGUAGUAUUAAUAAUUAUAUACCCAGGUAGCACACGGUGAUACAUAUACGUUUUAUAUACGUUUCCUAAACGUUUAUAAAGUCUUAUUGUUAGAUACGUUUAAGAAACGUAUUUAAAACAUAUAUUUACCACCAUGUGCUACCUGGGUACUUUUUCAGUGAAUUGUCAAACACCUCCAAGGGCACCUCCAAGGACACCUCCAAUGACGCCUCCAAGGACACCUCCAAGGACACCUCCUGUUUCCGAACCUCGAUACGUUGGCGACAUUCGAACGCCACAUUUAGCUACACCUCGACGGGCAAAAAGAGCUAUAGCUCUGACACGACGAGUUAUCGGUCAACAUAAGAAGACUAUUAAAUCAUUGCAACAGUCACGAAAUAGAUUACGUGCGCGUAUAAAAAGCAUGAAAGACUUGUUAACUGAGUUGAAACGAAAGAAUUUAAUUUCUGAAAGUGCGUUCGACAAUUUAAUGGUAAAGUUUACAUUACAACGUUACUGAUAACUGAUAACUCCAAUUGUAAAUGCAACUAUUUUGAAGUUAAGAAUUAAGAAUUAGUUAAAAAUUAUUUAGAUAAGAAUUUGUAUAUAGCAUAAAUUGUCAAUGAAUUUUUAGAAUUCAUACGUAAUUAUAAUUUUAUAUAAUUUGCUGUCUUACAAUGGAUUGAUUUACACUGAUUUAUUAUAAAAAUUCCAUUAUUAUUUCAAUAUUUAGAAUGGAAGUCCUGACAUCAUAC